Messenger RNA from Rodentolepis nana, 954 nucleotides. Lineage: Eukaryota; Metazoa; Platyhelminthes; Cestoda; Cyclophyllidea; Hymenolepididae. The record is from the annotation of a GenBank genome assembly.
AUGGACUUUAAGAGAACUGCUAAACAAGUUACUGACAACUAUAUAAGGGAAAAAGAAAUUCAAGACGAAAAUGCGAAAAUACUUAAACGAAUCAAGCCUAAGGCCAACAUUAACGACAAAAUAUUGAAGGAUCCGGGAGAAUUUCGAAAAAGCCGAGUGCCCCGAAUUGAGGAGCUCGUUAGUUUUCCUUCCCAUGAUCCUUCGUUGAUGUCACUGAAACAAUUGCGAGAGCAUGUACGGGAGAGGGCAAAAACCAUUAGAGCUGAAAAUCGUGACAAAGAAAUGAAACCCAACUCGGAAAUGCCCAAAUUUAAACAGUCAGACAAACUUUCCAUAGGCCUUCAUGGAGGAGGAGGAGAAGAAGGAGAAGCAGAAGAAGACAAAGAAUGCGAAGAAAAUUUGACCUGCGAAGACCAACUACGCGUUAGAGUACCCUUCUUUUUCUUCGAACAGCACAUUGAGCGCUUUACAAAGGACCAAUUAAAAAGUCUGGAGUACUGGCAAACAGUGACACGACACCAAUGCGAUCACCAACACGCAGAGCUUCUAGACCACCUCGACGACUCACAUUCCUACUUCAAUCGUCUUCACAAUAAAGACCCACCCUAUUGGCAGACUGGACUGCUCGAUGUGGGGAAUUUGUAUGCCUAUCGUUAUAAAGAUAUGAUGAGGCAUUUACUUGGCGAGAAUAAGCAUGAUAGGAAUUCCUCCCGGGAGACUUUAAUAAGCGAUAAAGAAUAUGCGUUAGAAGUGAAUGAAUUCAUGAAAAUAUGCGCUCUGGCUGAACGACUAUUCUAUUGUCAAAGCCUACGAAUUUACGGGGAGGAAGGUUAUGCGAUGCAACAGGGCAAUUUAGAAAAGGCCGACUUUCACUUGAUCAUAAAGAAGUUGGGAAAUGUAAAGCUGACCGAUUCGUUGCAAAAAUUCUUUCAACGCUUAGACUUAUUUAAAUAA